AAGACUUCCUAGAAUUUCUCCAGGAAACCGUCGGGUGGUGGGGAGUGACUCUUUAACCCGCAGUCCCGCAAGAGCACAUCUCCUGGGCCUCCCGGAAAUGAGUCUUAGUUCCUCUAAGGUCGCGCCACGGGCGGAAAUUGAGACUCAGGCGGGGCCAGAGCCAGAGGAGCCGGUGAGCCCAGCGCCCCCGCCGGAGCCUAGGCAGGAGGAGCUGUCGGAGGGCAAGUUCGCCGAGACGUCGGAGAUCGGGAUUGGACCCGACUCCCCGGAGUUGCCCAGGCCCAAGCGGCGACUGCUCGACGCCUCGAAGCUGCGCGCCCAUGAGGGACGGGAAUCAAAACCGAGCUGGGCUUCAGGGCAGAGCGCAGAGCGGCUACCGCCAUUGAGGCAGGAAUCCAAGCAGCUCCAGCCGUCGCAGCCGCCGCCGCCGCCGCCGCCUCCUCCUCCGCCACCACCACCACCACCGCAGCAGCCCCAGCAGCCCCAGCAGCCGCCCCAGGAGUCAUUGAGGACCCCUCAGCGAGAGCCAUCGAGGAUAACUCAAGAGACUGAGACAGUCCACAGAACUCGUUGCUACACCAACUGCCUGGAGAAGCCACUCUCCCGCGCCUUCGAACGGCUGGGAAGGUGUGUGGGUUCACACCCCUGGAUCUUCCUGCUGGUCCCCAUCCUACUGACGGCUGCGCUUGGCAUCGGCUUUAUUUACCUGCCCAAGGAAGAAGAAGAAAACCUCGAGGAGCAGUACACUCCGAUUGGGAGCCCUGCCAAGGCUGAGCGGCGAUUUGUGCAGGCACAUUUCACCACCAAUGACUCAUAUCGCUUCUCUUCUACCAGGAGCAGCAGCGAGAACAAUUUUGCUUCCAUUCUGGUGGUCUCCAACAGCGAAACACUGCUGGAAUCCGAAAUCUUUGAGGAAGUUAGUCAAUUAGACCAAGCAGUGCAGACUCUGAGUGUGAGAAAGGAAAAUGGAGCCCCUAUCCACUACAAAGAGGUGUGUGCCAAGUACAGGACCUUCUGUGUGCCCUCCAACCCACUCCUGUACGUCUGGCAGAGGAACAAAACCCUCGACCUGAAAACAUUCACCUUCCCCAUGCAUAACUAUAAGAACCACUUCAUCUACCUGGCUGGCUUCUUUGGUGGAAAUACCUUGGGCGAUUCUGUAGGACAGAACCACUUACUUCUGGAAACCAAAGCCAUGAGGCUCUUGUACUAUCUGAAGACUGAAGUCAAGGAGGACAGCGAGCAGAGCAAGGAGUGGCUGGUUCAUUUUUUGGACGAAUUUUACAGCCUUAAGGAGAAGCUGGCCUUUAAAAAUAUCCAGGUGGUCCACUUUACAUCACUUUCCAGACAGCUGGAAUUUGAGGCAACUUCUAUGACAGUGGUCCCUUUGUUUCACUUGGCCUACCUUCUAAUCAUAAUAUUUGCAAUUAUAUCAUGCUACAGGUUUGACUGUGUACGAAACAAAAUGUGGGUUGCAGUCUUUGGAGUGGUGUCUGCUGCCUUUGCAGUGGUGAGCGGCUUUGGCCUGAUGUUGUACAUUGGGGUGCCAUUUGUGAUCAUAGUUGCAAAUUCACCAUUUCUUAUUCUAGGUGUUGGGGUUGAUGAUAUGUUUAUCAUGAUUUCUGCCUGGCAGAAGACCAGUCUUAUGGAUAGCAUAAAAGAGCGGAUGGCCACUGUCUAUUCAAAGGUGGCAGUGUCUAUUACAAUCACCACCAUCACCAAUGUCCUGGCCUUCUAUACAGGGAUUAUGAGUUCUUUCAGGUCCGUACAAUACUUUUGCAUCUAUACAGGAACAACCCUGCUCUUUUGUUAUUUUUAUAACAUCACCUGUUUUGGAGCAUUUAUGGCCCUGGAUGGUAAAAGAGAAAUACUCUGCCUACGCUGGUUGAAAAAGCCAGAUCAGAAAUAUUCCUCAUUAAAAAAGGCCUGCUGUCUCCCAUUUUCUUCUGUCCCAGAUGAACAAGGAACUGAUAUCCAUCCAAUGAAUUUGUUCUUUAGAGACUAUUUUGGUCCUGUACUCACAAGAACUAUGUCCAAGUUUUUUGUGGUGGUGAUAUACAUUUUGUACAUCAUAAGCAGCAUAUAUGGGUGUUUCCAAGUGCAGGAAGGUUUAGACCUCCGAAAUCUAGCAAGUGAUGAUUCCUACAUUACACCAUAUUUUAAUGUAGAGGAAGAUUAUUUUUCAGAAUACGGUCCCAGGGUUAUGAUUAUUAUUACUGAAAGUAUUAACUACUGGGAUGAAGAUGUAAGGGAAAAAUUGGAAAAAUGUAUAGAAAAUUUUAAAGAAAAUGACUAUGUAGAAAGAAAUCUUACAGAGUUUUGGUUACAUACAUAUAUGGAUUAUAUGAAAAGAAAUGGACAGGACCCUAAUGAUAAGAAUACUUUUAUGAAUGGUAUGUCUCAUUUUUUACGUAAAUUUCCAGUUUUUACAUAUGAUAUUAAUAUUACAUCAAAUGAAAUCAUUUCCUCCCGGGGUUUCAUUCAGACUAUGGGCGUUUCUUCCUCAACCAAUAAGAAAAUAAUGUUACUCCAAUUACGAGAAACAGCCGAAAAGUGUGAGAUUCCUCUAAUGGUGUAUAACCAGGCAUUCAUAUAUUUUGAUCAGUAUGCUGCAAUCAUAGAAAACACUGUGCGGAAUAUCAUGGUUGCGUCGACAGCUAUGUUCAUUGUUUCCUUAUUGUUAAUUCCUCAUCCAAUGUGUUCCUUGUGGGUAACUUUUGCUAUUGCUUCUGUGAUUGUGGGAGUAACAGGUUUCAUGGCAUUUUGGAAUGUCAAUCUUGAUUCCAUAUCCAUGAUUAAUCUUGUCAUUUGUAUAGGAUUUUCUUUUGAUUUUUCUGCACACAUAUCUUAUGCAUUUGUUUCCAGUACUAAGACUUCAGUAAACCAAAAAUCAAUUGAGGCAUUGUAUCUGCUAGGCUAUCCAGUAUUACAAAGUGCAAUUUCAACAAUAAUAGGGGUGUGUGUUUUAGCUACAGCUAAAGCGUACAUCUUCAGGACAUUUUUCAAGAUUAUGUUUCUUGUUAUGGUAUUUGGGGCUGCUCAUGGCCUAAUUUUUAUUCCAGUCUUCUUAACCUUUUUUUGAAGGUUUGUUUGAAUAUCCACUGACAAAUCAAAGACCUUUAUAGAAUUGCCUCAAUCCAAUCUGAUAAAAAAAAUGCACUAUUAAGAAUAGUCAAAUGAACUUUUAACAAAGGCAUGUUUCCUUGAGUUGGAAAUCCUACUUUAAAUUGUUAUUGAACAUAUCCUGAGAAAAAUUAAUUAGUCUUCCAUUAAAAUAUAUUUACUAAAUUAGAAA
Molecule: messenger RNA, 3295 nt
Organism: Ictidomys tridecemlineatus (thirteen-lined ground squirrel)
Lineage: Eukaryota; Metazoa; Chordata; Mammalia; Rodentia; Sciuridae
Source: RefSeq, a predicted model, not a curated record